Molecule: messenger RNA, 2705 nt
Organism: Tupaia belangeri chinensis (Chinese tree shrew)
Lineage: Eukaryota; Metazoa; Chordata; Mammalia; Scandentia; Tupaiidae
Gene: SLC11A1
Product: solute carrier family 11 member 1
Exons: 15
Coding region: 161-2257 (698 amino acids)
Biological process (GO): iron ion transmembrane transport; manganese ion transport
Cellular component (GO): plasma membrane; endosome membrane; phagocytic vesicle membrane
Molecular function (GO): manganese ion transmembrane transporter activity; iron ion transmembrane transporter activity; cadmium ion transmembrane transporter activity
Source: RefSeq, a predicted model, not a curated record
UGUGUGGAAUGGUGAUGUAAGAGACGGGGAGUCCAGUUGAGGAUGGGUAAGAGGGUGUGGGCUCACGCAUUCACUUGCACCAGCACCCAGAGUUUGUACAGACUGAGGAGCUGCCCCUCAGGUCACUCGUGCUCGGAAAGUUCCUGAAGGCUGCAUCUUCAUGGCAGGUCCCAUAGGGCUCUUUAUAGGAGACAAGAGCCCCCAAAGGCUGAGCAGACCCAGCUAUGGCUCCAUCUCCAGCCCACCGAACCCAGGGUCACAGCAAGAGACUGUCCGGGAGACCUACUUGAGUGAGAAGAUCCCCAUCCCAGAGGCAGAACCGGGCAGGUUCAGCCUGCGGAAGCUGUGGGCCUUCACCGGGCCCGGCUUCCUCAUGAGCAUCGCGUUCCUGGACCCAGGCAACAUCGAGUCGGAUCUUCAGGCUGGCGCUGCCGCUGGAUUCAAACUGCUCUGGGUGCUGCUCUGGGCCACAGUGAUGGGCUUGCUCUGCCAGCGACUGGCUGCCCGGCUAGGCGUGGUGACAGGCAAGGACUUGGGCGAGAUCUGCCAUCUCUACUACCCUAAGGUGCCCCGCACGCUCCUCUGGCUGACCAUCGAGCUAGCCAUCGUGGGCUCGGACAUGCAGGAGGUCAUCGGCACGGCUAUCGCAUUCAAUCUGCUCUCAGCUGGGCGAAUCCCACUCUGGGGUGGCGUCCUCAUCACCAUUGUGGACACCUUUUUCUUCCUCUUUCUGGAUAACUAUGGGUUGCGCAAGCUGGAAGCCUUCUUUGGAUUCCUCAUUACCAUUAUGGCCGUGACCUUUGGCUACGAGUACGUGGUGGCACGCCCGGCGCAGGGAGCGCUCCUUCGAGGCCUGUUCCUGCCCUCGUGCCCCGGCUGCGGCCAGCCAGAACUGCUGCAGGCUGUGGGCAUUGUUGGAGCCAUCAUCAUGCCCCACAACAUCUACCUGCACUCGGCCCUGGUCAAGUCUCGAGAGAUAGACCGGACCCGGCCGGCAGACAUCCAAGAAGCCAACAUGUACUUCCUGAUUGAGUCCACCAUCGCCCUGUGUGUCUCCUUCAUCAUCAACCUCUUUGUCAUGGCUGUCUUUGGGCAGGCCUUCUACCAGCAAACCAACCAGGCAGCGUUCGACGUCUGUGCCAACAGCAGCCUUCAGGACUACGCCAAGAUUUUCCCUAUGAACAACGACACCGUGGCGGUGGACAUUUACCAAGGAGGCGUGAUCCUGGGCUGCCUGUUCGGCCCCGCAGCGCUGUAUAUCUGGGCAGUAGGUCUCCUGGCCGCCGGGCAGAGCUCCACGAUGACCGGCACCUACGCGGGACAGUUCGUGAUGGAGGGCUUCCUUCGGCUGCGUUGGUCACGCUUUGCUCGCGUCCUGCUCACUCGCUCCUGCGCCAUCCUGCCCACCGUGCUGGUGGCCGUUUUCCGGGACCUGAGGGACCUAUCGGGUCUCAACGACCUGCUCAACGUGCUACAGAGCCUGCUGAUGGGAAAACUGAUGCACAAAGUUAAGCAACCAGUGGCAGACCUGGGAUUCAGACUGACAACUUGGUGCCAGAGCCCCAUAACCAUGGAAGUCACAAGGAUGGGGAAUGGCUCAGCCUUGCCACAUUCUGAGGGCAAAGCCCCUCACGCUCUGCCCCCUCCCAGCUUCCCUUUGCGGUGCUGCCCAUCCUCACGUUCACCAGCAUGCCCACCCUCAUGCACGAGUUCGCCAAUGGCCGCUCCAGGCUGGCUGUGGGAGCGCUGGAGCAGGAAACCCAGCUGUCCAGCCAGUCCUGAGCUUCCGUGUCCCCAGGCUGAGCAAGACCAUCACUUCCUCCAUUAUGGCCCUGAUCUGUGCCAUCAACCUCUACUUCGUGGUCAGCUACCUGCCCAGCAUCCCACACCCCGCCUACUUCAUCCUCGUUGCCCUGCUGGCCGCUGCCUACCUGUGCCUCACUGCCUACCUGGUCUGGACCUGUUGCAUCGCCCAUGGAGCCACCUUUCUGGUCCACGGCUCCCAUCGGCACUUCCUGUAUGGGCUCUCCCAAGAGGAGCAGAACCCCGCGGUGUCUGUGCCCUCAGCCUGAGCCUGACUGGAGGUGGAAUGAGUGGGGCUGACUGGCGACCAUGGAGGGAUGGAGGCAGCAAGAUGGAGCUGGAUAGUUUGGGAGGCCGGCCAACCUGUGCCCCCCCCCACCCCCCAGGGACUACACUAACAUCGUCACGACAUAAAGCACUUUAUUUAACACAGUGCCUGGCCCUUGGGUCUUAAAAAAGUCAUUCAAAAAACAUUUAUUGAGCCCCUAUAGGAGUGCCCUGACUGGGGGAAGGGCAGGGCGGGACACAGGCUCCCAACUGACACUUAAAAUAGAGCUAGACACGCUAAAUAAAUGCUAGUUCACUCCCUGUCCCAAACAGCACGAAAUCUCUAAAAACUGAAGACUCCCCCCCACACGCACCCCUUCUCAAAAGUUAGGCUUACUGCUACUCUCCGCAGCCUUUCGGUUCCCCCUGCAACCCAUUUUCCAGGGAGUAAAACAGAAGUGCAGUUCUCCCUCCUAGGCGCCAGGUCAUAAGGAAUCCCAGAGUCUGUGCCUCUGAGGCUCAAUUCAUUUGUCAUCUCCCCAGGGGACCGGGCGGCUGAGACUCCCACGCCGAACAGUUAACACUCCCUGUGCGCUGACUCCCAGCUCCCUCUAGGGGUAGGGACGGUCCCGGGC